This is a messenger RNA of Nematolebias whitei (Rio pearlfish), 6022 nucleotides long. RefSeq names its product kinesin family member 1Ab (gene kif1ab). The coding region runs from base 322 to 5439 and encodes 1705 amino acids. Lineage: Eukaryota; Metazoa; Chordata; Actinopteri; Cyprinodontiformes; Rivulidae. Gene Ontology annotation, molecular function: microtubule binding; ATP binding; microtubule motor activity. The record is from RefSeq and is a predicted model, not a curated record. The transcript has 48 exons. Gene Ontology annotation, biological process: microtubule-based movement.
CCCCCCCCACCCGUGUGACGCACGUGCCCAGCUCUCAGCCCACCCGGCGCUGCUGCUGCUGCUGAGGCUGACUUCCUCUCCCUGUUUCCCGGCGGAUUCUCCGUGUAAGGAUGCGCUGCGAGAAGUGAUGCUGUAGGUGCGCCAAAACCAGCAAACACAGGAGAACCAACAAGGAGACGCCGGGAGGACCAGUUUCUUUCUUUCUUUCUUUCUGAAUGGACCGAAUAUUCAUUUUGUGGUCGCGUCUGAGCCGCUGAGGAGCCAGGUGUGUGUGUCUGUAGCCACGCGGAUCUCCAGCGUUUCUGCUCACUCACCUGCGACAUGGCCGGGGCGUCGGUGAAGGUGGCCGUACGGGUCCGACCCUUCAACUCCAGGGAGAUCGGGAAGGAGAGCAAGUGCAUCAUCCAGAUGUCUGGAAACACGACGACUAUCCUGAACCCAAAACAACCGAAAGAAAACAAGAGCUUCAAUUUUGACUACUCAUACUGGUCACACACCUCGCCUGAGGACAUCAACUAUGCGUCUCAGAUGCAAGUGUACAGAGACAUCGGAGAGGAGAUGCUGCUUCACGCCUUUGAAGGCUACAACGUGUGCAUAUUUGCAUAUGGCCAGACAGGAGCGGGCAAAAGCUACACCAUGAUGGGCCGACAGGAAAAAGACCAGCAGGGGAUUAUACCUUUGCUGUGUGAGGAUCUGUUCACCAAGAUUAAUGACAGCAAUAAUGACAACAGCAUGUCUUACUCUGUGGAGGUGAGUUACAUGGAGAUCUACUGUGAGCGCGUGCGUGACCUGCUGAACCCCAAAAACAAGGGGAACCUGCGUGUCAGAGAGCACCCGCUGUUGGGACCCUACGUCGAAGACCUGUCCAAACUGGCCGUCACCUCCUACAACGACAUCCAGGACCUGAUGGAUUCUGGAAACAAGGCCAGGACUGUGGCUGCCACCAACAUGAACGAGACCAGCAGCCGCUCCCACGCUGUCUUCAACAUCAUCUUCACACAGAAGAAACACGACAUGGAGACAGACAACACAUCCGAGAAGGUCAGCAAGAUAAGUCUGGUUGACUUGGCUGGGAGUGAGAGGGCCGACUCAACUGGAGCUAAAGGGACGAGGUUGAAGGAGGGAGCAAACAUCAACAAAUCUCUUACCACACUGGGGAAAGUUAUUUCUGCUUUAGCUGAACUGGACUCUGCACCUAAUAAGAAUAAGAAAAAGAAGAAGGUGGAGAGUUUUAUUCCCUACAGAGAUUCGGUUCUGACCUGGCUUCUGAGGGAAAAUUUAGGAGGAAACUCUCGCACAGCCAUGGUAGCUGCUCUCAGCCCUGCAGAUAUCAACUACGAUGAAACCCUCAGUACUCUUCGGUACGCCGAUCGAGCGAAACAGAUCCGCUGUAACGCCGUGAUCAACGAGGACCCCAACAACCGCCUGGUCCGCGAGCUGAAAGAGGAGGUGGCUCGCCUCAAAGACCUGCUGUACGCUCAGGGACUCGGAGACAUCAUAGAGAACCUGUGCGAUUACAAGAACUUUGCCAAUAAUCGCCAGGCUGUCAAUCAAAGGGGUGAUCUCUCCACAGUGACCAACGUCAUGACGGGAAUGAGUCCCUCCCCCUCGCUCUCCGCCCUGUCCAGUCGCGCUGCCUCCAUCAGCAACCUCCACGACCGCAUCUUCAGCCCGGCCAGCGAGGAGGCCAUCGAACGGCUCAAGGAAACAGAGAAGAUCAUUGCAGAGCUCAAUGAGACGUGGGAGGAGAAGUUGCGUCGUACUGAAGCCAUUCGCAUGGAGAGAGAGGCUCUGCUGGCAGAGAUGGGUGUUGCCAUGAGAGAGGAUGGAGGCACUGUUGGUGUGUUCUCCCCCAAAAAGACCCCUCACCUGGUGAACCUCAACGAGGACCCUCUGAUGUCUGAGUGUCUGCUGUAUUACAUCAAAGAUGGCACCACCAAGGUUGGGCGUGAAAAUGCCAAAACUCGUCAGGAUAUCGUUCUCAGCGGCCACUUCAUUAAAGACGAGCACUGCACCUUCAGCAGUACCACCGGCCCCCAGGGAGAAGGUUGUGUCAUUCUUGAGCCAUGUGAGGGAGCGGAGACAUAUGUCAAUGGGAAGAGAGUGACUUCACCUACUGUUCUGCGGUCCGGAAACCGCAUCAUCAUGGGUAAGAGCCACGUGUUCCGCUUCAACGACCCGGAGCAGGCCCGUCUGGAGCGAGAGAGGACGCCAUGCGCGGAGACACCGGUGGAGCCAGUCGACUGGGCCUUCGCUCAGAGGGAGCUUCUCGAGAAACAAGGAAUCGACAUGAAGCAGGAGAUGGAGCAGAGGCUUCAGGAGCUUGAAGAUCAGUACCGUAAAGAGAGAGAAGAAGCCAGCAAUCUGCUUGAGCAGCAGAGGCUGGACUAUGAGAGCAAACUGGAAGCCCUUCGGAAACAAGUGGACUCUCGUUAUUUGGAGUCCCCUGAGGAAGAGGAGGAGCCUGAGGAAGAAGUGCCGUGGACAAAGCGUGAGACCGAGCUGGCUCUGUGGGCGUUCAGAAAGUGGCGUUUCUACCAGUUCACGUCUCUCAGGGAUCUGCUCUGGGGCAACGCCAUCUUCCUCAAAGAGGCAAAUGCCAUCAGUGUGGAGCUGAAGAAAAAGGUGCAGUUCCAGUUUGUCCUGUUGACAGACACUCUUUACUCCCCACUUCCACCUGACCUGCUGCCGUCCAGUGUGGCCAAAGAGCGAGAGACACGACCCUUCCCCCAAACCAUAGUAGCUGUUGAAGUACAGGAUCAAAAGAAUGGAGCCACACAUUACUGGACUCUGGAAAAACUCAGGCAGAGGCUGGACCUGAUGAGGGAGAUGUAUGACCGAGCUGCGGAGCUGCCCAGCUCUGCUGUGGAGGACUGCGACCACGCUCUGACCGGAGGAGACCCUUUCUACGACCGCUUCCCGUGGUUCCGUCUGGUUGGCAGGGCUUUUGUUUACCUGAGUAACCUUCUGUACCCGGUGCCUCUGGUGCACCGCGUGGCCAUUGUCAGCGAGAAGGGAGAGGUCAAAGGUUUCCUCAGAGUGGCUGUGCAGGCCAUCUCAGCUGAUGAGGAGGCCCCCGAUUACGGCUCUGGAGUUCGACAGUCAGGAACUGCUAAGAUCUCCUUUGAAGACACCCAGUUUGAGAAGCCUGAGUCGUGUCCUGGAGGUUUGUCGCACUCCAACACCUCCCAGGAGGAGCUGAGGAUCGUAGAGGGAGAAGGACAAAAUGUUGAGAUUGGAAUCUCAGCAGAUGAAGUUAACAACAACACCUGCGCAGCCACCCUGGAAGCUCCUCACAGCCCAGCAAAGACUUUAGGACUGGGUCUGGACUUUCCUCUGGAGCUGUCUCCAGAAAAGUCUCUGUCCCACCUGAAGAUUGGCAGCACCUUCACCUUCAGAGUCACAGUCUUACAGGCCUCCAGCAUCUCAGCAGAAUAUGCCGACAUCUUCUGCCAGUUUAACUUCAUCCACCGUCACGAUGAAGCUUUUUCCACUGAGCCACUAAAGAACACUGGCAGAGGACCACCACUGGGCUUCUACCACGUCCAAAAUAUCACGGUGGAGGUGACCAAGACCUUUGUGGAGUACAUCAAGACCCAGCCCAUCGUCUUCGAGGUGUUCGGGCACUAUCAGAAAGAGCCCUUCCCUCCACUGUGCAAAGAUUUGAUCAGUCCUCUGAGACCCUCCAGGAGGCAGUUUCCCCGGGUCAUGCCCCUAUCAAAACCAGUGCCGGCCACCAAGCUCAGCACGCUGACCCGCUCCACUGCAGGACCUUGUCAUGCCAAAUACGACCUCAUGGUCUUCUUUGAGAUCUGUGAGCUAGAAGCUAACGGAGACUACAUUCCAGCUGUAGUCGACCACAGAGGGGGGAUGCCCUGCCACGGGACAUUCCUCUUACACCAGGGCAUUCAGAGAAGGAUCAGAGUUACCAUCGCUCAUGAAGCCGGAAAUGAUAUCGAGUGGAAGGAGGUGAAGGAGCUCGUUAUUGGUCGUAUCCGAAACACUCCGGAGGCUGACGAGACCAUCAUAGACCCCAACAUCCUGUCCCUCAACAUCCUGUCCUCUGGAUACCUUUGGCCAAAACACGAUGACAACGUCUCUUUGGGAGUCGAUCAUAGAACUUUCUACCGAUUCGAGGCAGCUUGGGACAGCUCUAUGCACAACUCUCUGCUUCUGAACAGGGUCACCCCGUAUGGAGAGAAGAUCUACAUCACCCUCUCUACUUAUCUGGAGAUGGAAAACUGCACCCAGCCGACGGUUAUCACCAAGGAUUUCUGCAUGGUGUUCUAUUCUCGUGACAUGAAGCUUCCAGCCUCUCGCUCCAUCAGAAACUUCUUCAGCACUGGCUGCCUCAGGCCGUCAGAGAGUAACCGUGUCACUGGAGUUUAUGAAAUCACUCUCUGCCACGUUGCAGACAACGGAAGUCCAGGCAUGCAGCGUCGUCGUCGACGCGUGCUCGACACCUCGGUGGCGUACGUGCGAGGAGAGGAGAACCUGGCAGGAUGGAGGCCUCGCAGCGACAGCCUCAUCCUCGACCACCAGUGGGAGCUGGAGAAGCUCAGCUUACUGCAGGAGGUGGAGAAGACCAGACACUACCUGCUGCUGAGGGAAAAGCUUGAAGCAACUCUGCAGGCAGGACAGGAGGCCCUUUACAAGAGCGGCGACAUCAGCGACUUUGCAAAGAGCCCCGUCCUCAGCUACAGUCCUGGCACCAGCCCCCCCACCCCCGACAGCCCCAACCAGAGACAGAAGGAGCUGGCUGCUAAGUGUCUGCGUCUGCUGAUGCACACCUUCAACAGAGAGUACAGCCAGGUGAGCAGCAGUGCCAGUGAAAGCAAGCUCUCCGAAAUGUCAGCAUCAUUCAUGAGGGAAUCGUCCUUAUCUGAACUGAGUACUCUCACUCCCUCCUCCACCUGCCCCUCGUUGGUCGACGGACAUUAUGACUUUCGACUUACUGAUCCCAGUUCAGGAGCUUCCACACCGGACCUGGACCCGUUCAGCCCAGUGGACCGAAAGAAAAUUCUCCGAGGAUUCACUUUUGUUCCCGACAUCCAGGAGAUCCGUGUCAGCCCCAUUGUGUCAAGGAAGGGCUACCUGCACUUCCUGGAGCCCCACACCAGUGGCUGGGUGAGGCGCUUCGUCGUGGUCCGCAGGCCUUACGUUUACCUGUACCGCAGCGAGAGGGACAACGUGGAGCGAGCCAUCAUCAACCUGUCGUCCGCUAAGGUGGAAUACAGCGAAGACAAGCAGACAUUACUGCGAACUCCCAACACGUUUGCUGUUUGCACUGAGCACCGUGGGAUCCUGCUGCAGGCCACCAACGACAAGGAGAUGCACGACUGGCUGUACGCUUUCAACCCUCUGUUAGCUGGGACCAUCCGGUCAAAGCUCUCCAGGAGAAAGUCGGUCCAGUCGGCCCCGUCUGCUCAGAGGAUGUGAGAGGUGACUCUGGCUUACGGGAGAACAUACAAUCUACAAGCUCAACUUAGCAUCUUGCUACAAUAAAAAACAAAAUGUAUAGCUAACAUAUCCUCUGAUAUGGUGACUGAUUCUCGUCACAAAGAUAACUUAUCGCUCAUUUCAAACCCGUCCUGUGUCACUUUCUGCAGCCACUUCUUCAGACCUUGCAUGGUGUGCUCCCUUUUGACCUUUAGAUGAACUUUUAAGGAAAACCAACUACACAAACCGGCUCAUUAACUUCCUUCUGCUGGACGUUGGGACGUGUUCUGAUUAGUUUAAAUGUUCACCUAGGGUUAUGUUAUCUGUGAGGUUUCCAGCUCCUUGUAAAAAGAUAGUAUGAGACCUCUUUUAUCUAUUAUAAUAAAAAGUCCCGGUAGAAAAACAAACAUUAACCAUGUUGCAUCAGUAAGGUGAAGGAAAAACAUUCAACUUUUUCUAUGUAGACACGUGUCAGGCAGAGGGAUGCUAGAUCCUUAGAGAUACACCAUACAUACACUGUAAAAUACCUCAGUUUGGAUUGGUUCGAUGCUGUUUCAUGGCAGGCGUUUCAGACAGCACAGAG